UUUCGAUAGAAAAAUUGUACGAGGUUCAAUAAAACGAAAUUUCGAAUAGUGUGAAAAGUGUGGAAUUGGUGUGAAGUUGGUUUCAUCGAUUGAAAACAGCAACGCAUUGCCUCGCGCCAUCAACACCAAUACACCACGGCCAUGUGCAUAUGCACGCACACCGAUGCACACACAUUUUAUGAACAGCUGUUGCUGUUCAGUUGCUAUUGGAUUUGAGGCCCAGUUUGUAGUAGUCUCCAAUCUAUGUCGCGUUCAUCAACACACGACUCAGUCUUAGAAUAUACUUGGUGGCGUACGUACAUCACAUACAGCACAGCACAUCUAUAUAUUUAUUAUUAUUUUUUCUUUCUGUUUUCUGUUCGAGUGAUAAGUGAAUCGAAACUUAGGGAUUUCCAUCAAUAAAUUUCAAUUACAGUUGAUAUAAAAUUGACGAAAAAUCGAUCUGAAAUUUUAUGGUGCCGCAAAAACAAACGGAAAUUGUUUAAAUUUUGAGAUUUUCAUUCCCGUUUCGUAUUUGACUGAAGCCAAAAAUUGUGUGAACGAGAGAGAGAGAGAGAGAGAGCGACCAGACACACGUACGUACAGUUGCACAGAGCAAUUUAAACGAGCAACCACGAAGAGAGUGAGCGUGUUCGAAGGAGAGAGAAACAGCACGCGUGUGAGAGAAACAAACAGUGAGAGUGUUGCAGGAGAAUAAAAGAGAACGAAACAUCAAAAAAUGACAAUGAUUUCAAGUUCUCGCUUUAUUGGCGUAUUUACGUUUUAGCCAGCCGCCAUUUUUAUUUUUAUUAUGAACACUUCACAUCGUGUGCUUUUAUUAUUCUCUCCGCAUUCACCACAUAAAUAAAUAAGACACGAAAUUUAUGACGAACAGGAAAAAAAAAUAUUCGUGAAUUUCCAACAACACACAAACACACACGCACACACACACACCAAAGUUGCAAGGAACUGAAGAAAAAUAAAAAAUCUCAGUCGUAUACACAUAGGAAAAAAAAACAGAAAAGAACUGAAGUGAUUUUUCAAACUCAAAAAAUUUUAAAUUUGUGCGGUAGAAAUUUUUUUUGUUUCAGUUGAAAUUCGGUAGUGCGCACUUUCCAAAAUUAGUCGUUUAUUUAAAAUUAAAAACAACUCAUUCGGACCAUUAAUUUUUUUCUGUUGCUGCUGUUGCAUUUGAAUCAUCCGAUUAGUUGAAAUAAAUUAAGCAAACGUUUUGCGAGAGUUGAACGAGAGCGAGAGACAGAGAAAAAAAAACUCUAUGAAUAAAUCACAUGGCCGAAGAGAAAUCGGUUUUCGACACGAAAUUUACAAGUGAUAGUUUCGUAUCAAAAGAUUCUAAUCAUCAAAAUCGAGCGUUGUGAAAGCAACUGAUUUCAAUUAAUCGAAACAACAACUUAAUGACACACUUUGUUUGUUCGUCCGGUGCUAGAUUUAUUUCUUCGUCAAAGUAAAAAACUGAACACAAAUUCAUGAGCAGUGCAUAAAAUUUGGACAAGUAAACGAAUACAAUUUCAAAAAUUAUUUUAUUGUGGUGUGAUUUAUUGUUCCGAAUUGGUAGCCGUGUAAAAUUUUAGUUUUUUUUUGUUGUUUGGCCAAAUUUCACCUGCGACCACAAAAACCGCACACACACACACACACAUACAACAAACGAAGCCAGACAGUCGCAAGUGAUUUUGAAAUUGUCGUAUUCAAUAAAAUAAAAAUCGUAAAAUCAAAACGUCGUAUAGGAAACAAGAACAAAAGCCAAGCACAGUCGUUCCCCCUCCAAUAGUGGCGAUAAUCGAUAACAGGACUCUCUUCUAAACAUCGCGCACAUAGCAUUUAAAUUGACUAGAUAAACAACCGUGAAAUACAAGAAAUACAAAGAAGAACAAUUGAUUACACAAAAUGUCAACACCAAGUAGUUCAGCCGUACGUGCACUAGGAUUAGAAUAUAAAAGUUUGCAAGAGGAGCCCGUCGAAGGAUUUCGUGUCAAACUACUCAACGAUGAGAAUCUAUUCGAAUGGGAAGUAGCUAUAUUCGGGCCACCAGACACACUCUACCAAGGAGGUUAUUUCAAAGCACACAUGAAAUUCCCGCUGGAUUAUCCGUACUCACCGCCAUCAAUACGCUUCUUGACGAAAGUUUGGCAUCCAAAUGUCUACGAAAAUGGUGAUCUGUGUAUCUCAAUAUUGCACCCACCGGUUGAUGAUCCGCAAAGCGGUGAAUUGCCAUGCGAAAGAUGGAAUCCAACACAAAAUGUGCGCACGAUUUUAUUGUCAGUGAUUUCCCUGCUGAACGAGCCAAACACAUAUUCGCCUGCUAAUGUUGAUGCGUCGGUCAUGUACCGCAGAUGGCGUGAUUCUCAUGGCAAGGAUAAUGAAUAUCCAAAUAUCAUCAGGAAACAAGCUCUAGCAGCUAAGGCCGAGGCUGAAAAGGAGGGCAUUGUGGUUCCAUUAACUUUAGAGGAUUAUUGUAUAAAACCAAAAAGUAAACCAAGUAAUCAAGAUCCACCAUUGGACAUGACUGAUUUCUACGACGAAGAUUAUGAUCUCGAUACAGAUGACGAUGAUGAUGAACAAGAAUCCAACGCCUCCGAGUAUGCUGAUGGCGAUGACAGUGGCAACGGCGAAACAUAGAACCCGAACCAUUAAAUCAAAAAAAGAAGAAGAAGAAGAAGAAGAAGGAAAAAAAACAACCAGUUGAAAAUAUUAUUAUUAUUAUUCUUUAUUUUUUGUCUCCACAAAUAUUUUCUCUUUUUUUUGUUUUAAAUUUACGAACUGAAUUCGAACGAACAGACAAAAUUGAUUACAAAUCAAAGCAAUUGAAGUGUUGAUAUCAUUUAAAAGGCAUAAAAACAGGCAACAAAAAAUCACUCAACCUAAAAUUAAAAAAAAAAAAAAACAAACACAUAUUUUAGUAAAUGUAUCAAAACAAAAACAAAAAUCUGGUGACAAACAUUUCAUUUGCAGGAUCUUAACACGUCGACAAAGAAAACAAAAAACUUAUGACGACAGUUUUAAUGAAAAAUUUAUUUAAAAUGACAAUGAUAAAUGGCGCCAUUUGAACGAACGAAUGACAAGCAAAUUUUCAUUUAUAAAAAAAACAUUCGAUUCGAAUUGUUUUUCUUUUCUCUUUUCUACGAUCCGGAUGUGGGGAAGUGAGAAUAUGUGCAAAGAAUGAUUCUCUUGACGAACGAAAGAAAAAAAAAAAGGUUUGCCGACAUUCGAUUCAAUUCACUGCUCAAAAAUGUACACAAUCCAUUUCCCGAAUUGCAAUGGAAUAGAAGGCACACAAUCUACAAGAGAUUAAUUCAUCCGAUAUUUCAGACUCCUUCCCAGUCCCCCCUUCAAGCGAAUAUAGUCCACGGCCGAGUUUCACAAGACAUUUUCUCAGUUGCUUGCAUGAAAUAAUGUGUGUGUGUGUGUAUGUGCGCGUUCGCGAAAGUGAAUUCAAUUGAUGAUCAUGCAUUUCAUUUCAAUUUCUUGCUUGAAACUACAACUAGAAACGCUCGGGUUUACGAGAAAACCGGCGGACACAAUUCUAUAAUAAUGUGAUCAAAUGCAGUCCAUAAGAGAAAAAAAAUUCUUAGAUUUUAUGCAAAUAACGAAAUAUAUGUACUGCAUGCAACUGUCCCACUAUGCAACAAAUUAACUAGCCAGCAAAAUUCGAAUUUUUUUUUCUAUGUUUUUGUCUGUUUCAUUUGAAACGCAGAAAAAAAAUGUAUAUUUUUUUUAAGAAAAAAAAAAAACAAACAAACCCGAAAGAGAAGAAAGAUUAUGAAAAAUUUAUUUUCUUUUAUUUUUUUUUUAAUUAUUCUUUUUAUUUUUAUGAUAACACGCUGUUUAUUUUUUUUUUUUAAUUUUAUUACGAUUUAAGUAAGUUUUAUAGAGUAAUUUUCACUGAAUGUGUGUAUUUUUAUUCUUAAAAAGAAACAGCAAAAAGAAAAGGAAAAUGAAACGGAGUACGUGUCCAGAAAACCGAAGAAAAUGUAUCACAAAAUAGUAGACAGAAUUGUAUUGAAUCGAUGAACGAUGACAACGGAUAGACCAUUUUAGGGAAAAAAGAGACAACAACAAAAAAAAUGAGAAUUAAUUAUAUUUGAACAAGUAGAGAAAGAGAGUGAAAGUGGGUGGAAAUUGAACAUUUGUUUUUUGUGUCUUCGUACACAGCCAAAUUGCAUCGCGUACAUAUUUGCCCCACAUAAUUCCACAGGUUUUUAUUUAUUUAUGCUUUUAAAUUAUUAUUGUAUAUUUUUUGUUGUUGUUCCAUCAAUAUGUAUUAAAGAAAAUGGCAACUCUUCAUGUUCCCAUAAGCAAAAAAAGGUUAAAAGAGAGAAAAAAGUAUCUAUGGAAAAUGCACAGACAUGCACACACACAUACAAACAUUGCCAUCACUCGCCAGAUGACCAAAAUGAACCGAACCGUUUUCUCGUAAUUCGGAAGAAAUUGUGAAUCCAUAAACAAAACAAAAAAAAACAACCAAACCCAACAAACUAGCAACAACUCAUUUUUAUUGUGAAUUUAAUGCAAAAAAGCAAAAAAAAUAAAAAACAAUGAAUUGCAACCGAAUGGCAAACAAACGAGAAACAAUACAACCAUGCACUAAGAAUACCAACUCUACACACACACACACAUCGUUUAGAAUAGACAACCAAGAAUACAUGCAUUGUAGGUUGUCCGUUCAAUCGACAAACCAACAAAUAAACUAAAACAAAUGUGUUAAUUCAUUUGCGAUAAACAGAAAGAAAACAAAGCAACCAAUUCAGAGUCCGUUUUACUUUUCUUCUCUGUUCAAAUGUAGUAGUGAUAUAUACAUUUAAGUGAGAUUACAAUAACUUCAGAAACAAUAAAAAAAACUGCAACUGCAACAACAAAACUUAUAUACGCAACCAUGAAUUUCAACAAAAUGGAUCUAUAGGCAUUAAAACGUUUUAAAAUGGAUGGCCAGCAAAUGGCACAUAGAUUUAAUUAAAUUAUUUGUAGCUUAUGUUGCGACAAAAUCGGAAUUUAUCUCAUCGCAACAUUGAUUAUUUCUCUCUCUCUCUCUCUCUCUCUCUUUUCCGUUCAUUUUUUCUCUCUCUGAUUCAUUUAACAAGUGCAACCGACACAUGUCAAUGGCGGUUUUUUUUAAAAAAAAAAAGUGAAAUUAUAUAGAAAUGAAAUAAAUUGAAAAAAAAAACAUGCAAAUUGUGUUAGGAAUACAAAAAAAUAAUGAAAUAAAUGUGUAUUUAAACAAAACAAAAAAAAAACGGAAAAGAAAACUGAAAAUUAAAAAGAAAACAAAUGCUAAUUCUACUUAUUCCGGAAUGAAUUGCAAGCUGAGACAACCACUCAACCAUUAUAUUUAGGAGGUGAAAUAUCGUUUUCUUCUUUUCUUUCAGUUUCUUUUGUCGAGGAAAAUAACAAUAAAAAUUAUCAUAAUGAAUACGA
This is a messenger RNA of Sitodiplosis mosellana (orange wheat blossom midge), 5409 nucleotides long. RefSeq names its product ubiquitin-conjugating enzyme E2 R2. Gene Ontology annotation, molecular function: ubiquitin conjugating enzyme activity. The record is from RefSeq and is a predicted model, not a curated record. Gene Ontology annotation, biological process: ubiquitin-dependent protein catabolic process; protein polyubiquitination. NCBI's taxonomy places the organism in Eukaryota, Metazoa, Arthropoda, Insecta, Diptera, Cecidomyiidae. Bases 1885 to 2616 code for a protein of 243 amino acids. The transcript is spliced from 5 exons.